UCUUCUUCUUCUUAUGUAAAUAAUACUACAAUUACUUCUUGAAAAACCAAAAGGGUAAAAACCCUUUUAAAACAAAAAUCAAUAAAAUUGAAAAACAUGUCAGGUUUUGCAAGGGCGAAACGAGUUACUGACCCCCUCGACGACAAAGCUAAAGCUCGACUCAUUGGUUGUCAACUCAGUUGCUUUAGUAGCGGGAGUGAGCACUCAGCUGAUCAUGACGACUCACCUUGCCUGUCUGACCUCGUUCACGGCUUUCUUGAAGAGGAAGACUCCGGUUUUGCUCACGCUUCGACUAAUGGUCAUGGAUCAGAUUCAAAGAGUGUCGACUUAGUCGCCGACUGUACCGACUUCGUCGUAGACAUGAUAAGAAGCAGUAACGAUAAUUUAUUGUUCGCUCAUGUUUCGAAAGCGAUGGAGGAGUUUUCGUGUUUGAGAAAUCAUCAAAGACCUGUUUUGCUGCGCAAAGUGAUGUUGUUUUUGAGAGAAUUAGGUCACAAUGCAGCGAUCUGCAAGACUAAAUGGGAGUCCUCUGGUGGCGGCUUGACCGCCGGCAGCUACGAGUUUAUCGACGUGGUGGUGCAAUCGAAAUCCUCCGCAUUGCAGAACCGUUACGUAGUGGAUCUCGAUUUCGCUUCUCAAUUCGAGAUCGCGAGGCCUACGAGCCAGUACUUGAAGCUUCUGCACCAUCUUCCUCGUGUUUUCGCAGGCAAAAGUGAGGAUUUGAAGACGAUCGUGAGGAGCAUAAGUGACGCCGCUAAGAGAUCUUUGAAGAGCAGAGAACUCUCCUUGCCUCCUUGGAGAAAAAACCGUUACAUGCAAAACAAGUGGUUCGGUCCGUACCUCCGGACUGUCAAUCCCCUACCUACGAACUCCUUCACACCGUCACCGUCAGUCAACGUUGUGAAAUGCAGGCGUGUAGGCUUCGACGACGCCGUCAACGGCCGUUUGUUUGUUCGUACGUGAUGGUUAUGGUUGAAGACGAUUUUUUAGAUAGAGAAUAAUAAUUAUUUCUAAUAAUAAUAAUAUGCCAAUUUUGAAC
Messenger RNA from Populus euphratica (Euphrates poplar), 1039 nucleotides. RefSeq lists its product as uncharacterized. The coding region runs from base 97 to 963 and encodes 288 amino acids. The record is from RefSeq and is a predicted model, not a curated record. The transcript has a single exon. NCBI's taxonomy places the organism in Eukaryota, Viridiplantae, Streptophyta, Magnoliopsida, Malpighiales, Salicaceae.